This is a messenger RNA of Liolophura sinensis, 1277 nucleotides long. Its product is annotated as peroxisomal targeting signal 2 receptor-like. Gene Ontology annotation, biological process: protein import into peroxisome matrix. The record is from RefSeq and is a predicted model, not a curated record. Gene Ontology annotation, molecular function: protein binding. Gene Ontology annotation, cellular component: cytosol; peroxisomal matrix. The transcript is spliced from 10 exons. NCBI's taxonomy places the organism in Eukaryota, Metazoa, Mollusca, Polyplacophora, Chitonida, Chitonidae. The coding region runs from base 154 to 1110 and encodes 318 amino acids.
UGUUAUCAAACACACCAUACAGUUACUGUCAAAUGACCGCCAUGUCCGAUCUGCGCUACGCAGAUAACACAGUUAUGUGUGUACCUUGCCGUUGUCCAAUUUAUAGGCUACAGGACUGAGGAUUCCCUGAAUCCUUGCUCGUUCUCGUACGUCAUGUUUACUUUUCAAACUCAAGCUCGGCAUGGAUACUCUGUUCAAUUCUCGCCAUUUUAUGCUCAGAGAUUGGCCUGUGCUACAUCACAACAUUAUGGAAUAGCAGGAAGUGGCAGACUAUUUGUGCUAGAUUUCACCCCAGGCCAUGGAAUUCAGCCAAUCAGAGUGUUGGACUGGAACAGUGGUCUGUUUGAUGUGACGUGGAGUGAAGACAAUGAAAACGUGUUGGUGACAGGAAGUGGUGAUGGCUCACUACAAGUCUGGGAUGCCAUGCAGCCAGCGGCCCCACUGAAGGUUCUAAAGGAUCACACGAGAGAGGUGUAUAGUGUUCAUUGGAGUCAGACACGAAAUGAACAUUUCAUAAUAUCAGCAUCAUGGGACAGAACUAUUAAACUGUGGGACAUCCACAAAGAAAAUCCACUGAGUACAUGCACAGGACAUGAUGGUUUGGUGUACUCUGCUGUCUGGUCUCCUCACAUACCAGGAUGUGUGGCCUCUGUGUCAGGUGACCAGACUCUAAGGGUGUGGGAUUUGAGGAACCCAGAGGCUGCCCGAAUGAUAAUCCCUGCCCACUCUGCUGAAAUCUUGACCUGUGAUUGGGCCAAAUAUGAUCAGAAUGUAUUAUUUACGGGCAGUGUGGAUGCUGUUAUCAGAGGGUGGGACAUUCGGAGAGGGGAUAGGUGUCUGUGUGAGUUGACUGGUCACCACAUGGCAGUCAGGAGAUUGAAGACAUCCCCCCACGUUGGCUCUGUAUUGGCUUCUACGUCGUACGACUUCACUGUGAGAAUUUGGGACACGUCAUCUAAGCAGUGCACAGAUAACCUGGAACACCACUCAGAGUUCGUCUACGGCCUGGACUUCAACUUACACACCAGCGGCCAGCUGGCUGAUUGUGGAUGGGAUGAGUUAGUGCGGGUGUACUCUGUCCCAAGUUGUCUUCCCAAGGAACCUCCAUAGAUGCAGCACAAAUCCUACCUUGUGUAAUCAGAGUCCCAUUGUGCUCUCUCAUGCACGUGGAGACACAAAUGGAGGCAUUAACUCAAAGAAACUAAGUGAUCAACCUCAUGUGAAGCGUUCAGUUUGAUUUUGAUCAGUACAUCAAACUUUGUAUUAAGUGUCAUUCU